AUGCUGCGGAUUCACCCAGAGGCCCAGAGGAUUCUGGGUAAUUCCUGCAUACCUGUAGUGAGCCUGGAGCGUCUGAACUUCCAGUCUGUGUCUUUAUCAUCACUGCAGCCUGUGGUGUCUUUGCAACGUCUGCCUUGCCAAAAACAAGCUGAGCUCUGUGACAAUGUGUCAUUAAAUAUUUCUGAACAGAAUGGAUUCAGUCAAACUGAGGAAGAUAUACUGGAGCUAACUGAAGGAUCAUUCCAGCCUAAACCAGUAGAGCCAUGUGAUCUCAGUCCAACAUCCUGGACUGAACCAUAUUGUCCUGACAGCUCCCUUUCUGGAGAGCCAGAGCAGGACUCAGGCUUUGACUGUGACUCUAAUCCAGAUCAGCCUUACAUCCUGUUUGAUUGUGGAUCUGAUGAUGGGAAAGCUGAAUCUGAAGCAUUUUAUCUGGAUCCAGAUCCAGAGCAGACUCUGGUUAUUGAACUGGAUCCAGGAGAAGAAGAAGCAGAUCAGGACCAAUGCCUGCCCCCGGAGGAUGAAGUUGAAAGUACAUGUGUGGUUGAUAUAAUCCAAGUGGACGAUGGUGAAGAUCAAAGAAGUGAAAUUAGAUGCUUGGGAGAACAGGCCGACUCAUCCACCCAGCAGCCUGGAGCUGAGGCUGGGACUGAGGAGAGUGAAGAUUUCUGCGCUGUUUGUCUGAACGGAGGAGAGCUGCUCUGCUGUGACCGCUGCCCCAAAGUUUAUCACAUAGGCUGUCAUAUACCUCCUCUCAGCAGCUUCCCGCUAGGUGACUGGGUGUGUACUCUGUGUAGAAGUGAGCAGGAGCCCGUGGAGGCCUACGACUGUGAGAUCAUGGACUCCUGCGAGGGAGUCAAGGCACCUUAUACACUAUCCAACCUGGACCAGAGGAGAUGUGAGAAGUUGACUCUGCUGUUAUACUGUCAAAUCCUCAGCGCUCCUUUCCAUGAACCUGUCAGCCCUCUGGCUCGAAACUACUACCAGAUCAUCAAAAGGCCCAUCGACCUGUCAGUGAUCCGCAGGAAACUGGACAAGAGCAACACUCUCCACUACUUCACUGCUGAGCAGUUUGUUGAUGACGUCUUGUUGAUGUUCAAGAACUGCGCUACUUUCAAUUACCCAGACUCAGAGGUGGCUCAGGCUGGUCGAAACCUGGAGAUGUUUUUCUUGAGCAAACUGAAGGAGAUUAUUCCAGACCGGACAUUCCCAUCAGCCAACCAGGGCACAACAGACAGAGCUCGCCUUCAGUGGCUCCACAGGAAGAACAAGGAAAACUCCAGAAAGAAGAGAAAUGUUUUUAGCGGGAAAAAAUAUUGCCUAUAACUUGCAAUUUAUUAAUUUCCUUACACCUCUCAAACAUGUUGAAAUUUAAGUCUUUAAAAACUGUGACAAUAACAUUAAUAACUUGUGUUUUUUAUAUUAAAAAUACAUGUCGUGGAACUGAAAACUUGUCACAUUUUUCAGGGAU
Messenger RNA from Maylandia zebra (zebra mbuna), 1471 nucleotides. Lineage: Eukaryota; Metazoa; Chordata; Actinopteri; Cichliformes; Cichlidae. The record is from RefSeq and is a predicted model, not a curated record.